UUAAUCACUGAUAAAAUGUCGGUUUGUAUUUAAUUAGAUUUUAUAUCAAAAGACUCAGAGUUUAGAGACAGCUCGUUGAGGUUAGAAUACAACAGGAAGCUGUUCACGAUCCGGGUUCGAGACCGAAUUUCUGGCCAUCAGGAUUUCUUGUAGAGAAAGAGAGAUGAUGAAGAUACUGAAGUGUAGAAAUGUUCCAUCAUGUGGUGCUGCUUAAGGUCAUCAUCAUGCUUCUCCUCUUUCUGUUCAGCCCACAAGCUGUUCCUGUCUCCAGCCCUUCAUAGGCUCAGGUAUCAUUAUUUGUGAAAGAGAGGGCUGGACGGAGGGAUGAGGGAGGGCAGGAGGGGGUGUGGUGUAAUAUUGAGUAAACGGAGCUGGACACACACUGUGUUCACUGUACUGCACCAGCUUCAGCAUCGUGAUGCUGCAUAAAGCGAUCCAGGCGGCACGUGAGGGAGAGCUGGAGGCACUCAGGGUCCUGCAGGCGUCCGGGGGUCUCACGCCGGGUAUCUCUGAUGAUCAGGGGGCCACGCCAGUUCAUCAUGCUGCACGUGGGGGUCAGAUGGAGUGUCUACGCUUCCUGGUGAGAGAGGCAAGCUUCAAAGGGAACACACGUGCCAGGAACGGAGCCACGGCCGCACACGACGCCGCCGCCACUGGGCACGUGCAGGAGCUGCAGUGGCUUCUGGGACAUGGAGAGUGCAGGCUGGAGGAUCAGGAUGGUGAAGGAGCCACAGCUGUACAUUUAGCAGCUCGUUUUGGUCGAGCUGAAGCUCUGCAGUGGCUCCUGACUGCAGGGGGCAGCACUGAGCUUCAGACACACUGUGGGGCUCUUCCUGUCCACUACGCUGCUGCAAGCGGAAACCUCACCUGCCUGAAGCUGCUCAUAUCCCACUCACCACGAUGUGUGGACCAUCAGAUGCACACCGGAGCCACGCCCCUUUACCUGGCCUGUCAGGAGGGGCAUCUGCACGUGGUGGAGUUUCUGGUGAAAGACUGUGGAGCAAACGUCCAUCUGCAGGCCCGAGAUGGGAUGAGCGCCCUGCACGCCGCCGCACACAUGGGCCACCACGCGCUGGUGGUCUGGCUGGCGUCGUUCACAGACGUGGACUUGUCGUGUCAGGAUGUAAAUGGAGCCACAGCUCUACACUUCGCUGCCAGUGAAGGACACCAUCGCAUCCUGGAGCGUCUGCUGCUCAUGGAUGCCAAAAUCCUGACAGACCACUGGGGCGGGACGCCGCUGCAUGAUGCUGCAGAGAACGGAGAAGUUGAGUGUUGUCGCAUCCUGAUGGAACAUCACGUCAGUCCACUGGAGAAGGAUGUGGACGGAUUCAGUGCAGUGGAGCUGGCAGAAUAUAACGGCCACCGUGACUGUGCUGCUCUCCUCCAGUCAGGGUUUUAUGAGUCAGAAGAGUGUCUUCUUUCCCCGGAGAUCAUUCUGAUAGAAGAGGAGAGGACACUGUUUGGGACAGAAGGUCAAGAUCUAAACAUUACUGAACAGUCUAGUGAGCAGAGUUGCCAAACUGCUAUGGAGAACAGCAAGCCGGUGAAGGAGGUUCCUCCUCAGCCUCGUCUCUAUCCUUCGAGCCCUGAUUGUUCACCCUCACAAUCCACUAGCAACGGAAUCAGCUCCAUUCAUCAUGUCCAAACUGCUUCAUCUGUUGUGGCCACCAUGAGAAAAUGCUCAGAGGAAAGUAAGGCACUGGUGCCUCAGACGAAGUCCAUAAGAUCCUGGAGACAUGCGGGAAUAACAGCAGUCUUUACAGGACAUGUGAAAGUUGAAAAAGGAAUGGUUGAGCUCCCAGUGGAGGAGGUGAAUCUCGCUGAUAUAGACUCGCUGGUUCCAACACAUGAUGAACACGGGAAGCCAAUUGCAGAGUGGAAGAGGCAAGUAAUGGUGCGUAAACUUCAAGCAAGGCUUCAAGAUGAUGAAGACCAAUGGAGAAAGGAUGACAAAGCUAUAGAUGCCUGGAGAUAUUCCAAGGUUCACAACGCUAUUUUGGGCCCCUUUGGUGAAUUACUAACUGAGGAUGACUUGGUAUACUUGGAGGGACAGAUUGAGACCGUUUCCCUGCAGAAAAAGUGUCAGGCCUAUGAGCUGGAGUUAACACGUCUGGCCGAGCAACUCCAAACUCUCCUACCUGCUCCCAUUGUUAACAUCACCAUCAACACUCAGUUUCAGCAGAAGCCAGAGAUGAAGGACACUCUUGCGCUUCCUGUCUGGUGUAACCGUAUAUCAGGAAUCGUGAAGAGCAUGUCCUUGCUCCUUAACAACCUGUCAGAGAAAAGCGACAAAAGUGUAGAGGACAGUGUCUCCAAAAUGCCCAACAAAGAACUGGCAUCAGUGUUCUCAACCCAGCCAGAAAGGUAUAAAGCCAAGCGAGAGAAGGUGGAAAUGGAGAUCCAGUUGUCAGGAGUUUCUGUGAGGAAUUUAAGAUCCACCUUUGAAGGUCAGAUUGGAAACAUCUAUCCAUUUUCAGGGAUGUUAAAUAACAUAUCUAAUUCCACUCCCAAUCAGCAGAAUGUGCUCAAUCCCUCACAAACAUGUGCUGUCCUAAAUAAAGACCUUAAUCUUGUUAAUGACUGUAACCUAAAUUGCAAACAUACCACCGGCGAGGAACCAGCUAAGGUUCUGGAGACCACCAGCUUACGCAAAGAGAGAAUUGUUGUCUUGUUCUUAGGCCACUGGAAAAAAUCUGCCUAUGCAAUCUCAAUGAGAGCUAAAAUGCAACAUGAACUAGACACAGAGAGAUCACCUGAGGCUUAUGUUAAAGGUCACGGUGUGCCGACUCCAGUCCCUCAGUCAACUGGUAGCUCCCUGUAUCAUCUCUACAGACAAAGGACAGCUAUAGACAAAAUGAUUCGAAACUGGAGGGCUAUCAACUCAGGCGUUCCCUCACGCCAGAUCCGGAGCCUCCAGAGAAAGACAAUCACUUAUUCCCCUGAGCACUUCCUCCCUCGAGUAGAUGGAGCACCCAUGCCUUAUGAAAGUUUGACUCUUGACCUGUUCAUGCUGGGGUACUUCCAUAUCCUGGAGCAGGAUUUGCCUGCCGAUGAGCGCAAAAUGAGACACCUGCUCUGCUUUGAAGUUUUCGACCAUGUCGGGGACUUCCCAUGGGAGACAGUUAGAGAAUUCCAUCGGGCUGUCCUGAAGGACAUAGAGGAUGGGAAACGGCAAUGGAAAGAUGGCUUCGAAGACAUCAAAGCCUGCUUUUUUGGGACAAAAACAAAGGUAGCUGAUAACAGGUCUCUGAAGGACUCUGAGGUUAGGACAGUUCCUAGAGUCAUGGUUGAGGAUGUUGUGUCAGAUGAAGGAAUGCACAGAGAAGAUGGGAACACAGACUUGUCAUGUUUUACUAAUGACGAAAUCUGUAAAUACAUCGACCGUAGCUUUGUUUUCUGGAAGGAGAAAGAAGCUGAAUUAUUUGACUUUGAACAUUAGAGCUCGGUUCAGAUGGUUCUGUUUCUAGAUCCUUAUAUAUUUUGAACUGCAUAAGAACUGUUGUGUUAUUUGUUUUUAGAUUUGUAUGAUGAUUGGAAAAUUAGUUUGAAACGACUGACAUAUUACAUGAAAUGCUGCACCCCUCUGCAGCAGCCUAAAUGUUUUAGAUACUAUAAAAACACGGGGCAAAGAACAGACAUUUUGACAAGCUUGAUAUUUUUUGGCUACUUUAUGCCACAGUUUUUAAACCACGAACCGAAAUGUAGCUUCAUCAAGUCUUCCAAUAUUAGUCUCCAAUAUCCAGGUAGGUUUUAGGUCUUUAGGUGUAGGUGCAUCAUGCAAAAAGGACACAGGCUAAAUACUGUAGGUGAGGUCAGCUUUGAUAUCAGGUAGUCUUUAAGGAGUAAGGAGAGAAGAGGUUUUGUGUCUUGUUUGUGUAAGAGCAGUGGCAAACAUUACUGUCCAACAAGUCAUCAGUUAGUGACACUGAUUCAGAGUGAAUGAGAAUGUCUAAUUUGAAGUAUGUUUGGUGUCAGAUUAUAUGUCUACACAUGCUGUCAUUGUAUCCUCACAAGCAGGAACUACUGUAAGACGUGAAAACAUAGGAAUCAAACAAAUUUGUCAAAUAAAGAAAUAAAUGCUUA
Messenger RNA from Tachysurus fulvidraco (yellow catfish), 4083 nucleotides. It is a transcript of the gene espnlb, whose product is annotated as espin like b. Gene Ontology annotation, molecular function: actin filament binding. The transcript has 10 exons. Gene Ontology annotation, biological process: actin filament bundle assembly. Gene Ontology annotation, cellular component: cytoplasm. The coding region runs from base 419 to 3439 and encodes 1006 amino acids. The record is from RefSeq and is a predicted model, not a curated record. NCBI's taxonomy places the organism in Eukaryota, Metazoa, Chordata, Actinopteri, Siluriformes, Bagridae.